Molecule: messenger RNA, 5329 nt
Organism: Rhopalosiphum padi (bird cherry-oat aphid)
Lineage: Eukaryota; Metazoa; Arthropoda; Insecta; Hemiptera; Aphididae
Exons: 7
Coding region: 549-2171 (540 amino acids)
Cellular component (GO): sarcolemma
Molecular function (GO): cAMP binding
Source: RefSeq, a predicted model, not a curated record
GGCGAGCAGUGUAUGGUAGAGUACUGCACAGCAGUCACCGUCGCCGUUCGCGUUUCCAAAGUAUAAUAAUUUUGGAUUCACCGCGCUCGCUCCCUCGGUGACAGAAUUAUUGAAUCGUAUCAUCCAGCCGCGCAUGUCGUCCAACACUAAUUACCAUCGCCGUAUUAUAUGCGUAUGUCUGUUUUUCUCACCGACUUAUGGUCGCGUACGAUAUGACAAAACACGAUAGAGACCAACAACGGCGACGUCGCUGCGACAGCAAAGACUUCGCAGUCUUCAUUUCGUCGACAAUCAAAAUCGCGACAGCCACGCCCGCAGCGGUGUGCAUAGGGGCUGCAAUGCUGCAGCAGGCCAUACCGGAAGAACGGCGGAUUAUAUUGUUAUAAGAUGAACGACAACCGCGAAAAGUCGUAUACGCACAAGCACGUUAUACGAUUCGGCGACAUCGUACAACGAUACAUAUGGUGUACUGCAGCAGCUACGUCACGGGGCUUUGAGUGAGUGCCGCCGCGGCUGCAGCGAUUAGACGUCCGGUCGGCCACCCGGUGAUGGGGCAUCACAAUCACAAUAUCACCGUCGAGUCGGCAACCAGCGCGUACGUACCACCACCACCUGCAGCACAGCCUCGUUCGUCACCGGCCAUCGCAACUCACCUGCGGGACGUGAUCGGCGCCACCGCUGUGGCCGGCUGCAACCUGCGGCACAACAACGCCAACGCCAACAGUAGCGGCGGCAUCGGCGUCCGUGGCGCCGGCAAUUGCACGGGCGCAACCGGUGCGGUGACAGCCGCGAUGCAGAACGGUACGGCCGCGCCGGACCGGUCGGCCAGCGACUACUAUUACUAUUACGCGUACGACAACGCCACCGAGACGGCGCUGUUCUUCCCGCUCAACGGCUCCGCGGCCGGCGGACCGACGGCACCGUUCGAGAAAUCCAACUGCCAGUGGAUACCCGCCCAGCAGAGCCUGUUCCAGUUCUCUAACAUAUGUUUCCUGACCGCUUUCAUCGUUCCUAGGAGUUACAAGCUCAGCGUGUUGUCACUGAGGGCACUGCUGUUCUUAGGGUUUCUGAUCUCGGGUCUUUGGGCAUCCACGGACGUGUGCGCGGCGGAUGCUUUACUCUGGUACGGACUACUAGCCUUGAUCAACGGUGUGCACACGCUUAAACUGUGUAAGAAGCUCAUGCCGCCUGCGCUAUCAGUAGAAUUAAUGGAAUUGUAUUUGCGGGUAUUCAAGCCGCUCAAAGUCAGUCAAAAACACUUCCGGGAGCUAACACGAGAGGCGGCUAUCGAGGAAUUGUCACCAGGCGAGUGUUACGCAGUCGAGGCGGUGACAGCCUGUGACCAACGGUUGUCCAUUCUACUCAGAGGCAGGUGUAGUGUUACUUGCGAAGGUACACAGUUGCACAAUAUCAGUUCGUAUCAAUUUAUCGAUUCACCUGAAUGGAUGGCUUCAGCUCUAAUGCACGGAGAAACUAUGUUUCAAGUAACAAUAACGGCUGCUGAAGAUUGUGUUUACUUGUGUUGGCAACUUUCAAAGCUCAAUCGAAUAUUUAAACACCGAACCCAAUUGCACGCUGUACUUACUAGCAUCAUAGGCAAAGACAUAACGCACAAAAUGUACUCAUUAAACGAGCAGCUAGGUCAAGCAAAAAGUUUCGAUGAUCAGACGCGUGCUGCGCGUAACGAUCAUUGGCGACAAGCGAUUUACAGGAGCGUUAGCUACGACGCCGUCAACACGGGAACCAAAGGAACGGUCAGAUCAAAUGCUUGGAAACGAUAUAGAGACCGAAAAGCGUCGUUGUUCGCGGAUCCCGGAGAAAGUCCGGUGCAUGGUCCGCGGAGGUGUUGGAUACCGGUGUUGACCACGCAGCUUUCGGACAGCACCACGGCGUACGCCAGUAUGGACGGGCAAUCGUCUUCGGCGGACGAGGAACGCGAACCGAUGCUCCCCAGGGACCACCAGCCGGGCGACAUACCGCUGUAUCGGUUGGACGGGCAGCACCAGUCGGCCGCCGCGUUGGCGUUGAUACCGACGAUUGUGGCAGAGGCGGUUGGCCUAGAGCUCAACGCGGACACUGCCCUGCAACGACCACGGCGGCCUGGCUCAUUGCGGCGUCACAGCAGCAACACAAUCAACAGGGAAGUGAUAUUCGACGAGACGGUACUCUAAACGGCGUACACAAAUUUUUGUCAUUUUAGGACUCGGGGAUUAUUGCAUUAUUGCAUUUGUGUUUUUUCAAUAAGCAAUUUUGUGAAUUUAUUAUUAUGGUUAUACCUAAAAAUUGCAAUUUAUCACACAUUUUUCUGGCAUAUAUUUUUGAAUUAAUGAAUAUUGUGAUAAAAAAUAAAAUCUAAAAACACGGGUGGUAAACCUUAAUCUAAUAUUAUUACUAUUAUUAGUGAUACCUAUUAUAUAAGAUUUUCAUAACAUGAAUUUAUUUAUUCAAAUGCAAAUAUGUGUCUUUUUUCAUGGAGAGGCUUUAACAUUUUUAGAAUGGGUACAAAAUAACCUCAAUAAUCAAAACUGGCAAGUUAGUCAUUCUUUUCAGCUAUGUACAUUUAUAUAAGUAUAUAACUACUAAUAAAGUUAGAUAGGAUAUAAGUUGGUUUCUAAAAUUCCUCAGAUGUCUAUCUUAGUUACAUGUAUUUUUUUUGUUUAGUUUAAAGUAGGUAUAAAUUUGAUUAAUUAAAUUGAAUAAACGGCAGUAGCAAUAAAUUUUGUUUGACAGCAUUUUAUAGUCACCAUGAUGGAUCCACUAACUAGUAACUACCAAGAUAGAAUAAAUAUUAUUUGACUUACUAUAAUCAUAUUUAUUAUAACAAAUAUAAUACGAUAAGAAAUAUAACUGUUUUCAUAAAAUACUAUCAACUAUAAAAAAUUAUAGAUCAAUGAUUAACAGUUACCUAUGUUAUGGGACAUUUGGAUUUUAACCGUUACAAAAAUAACUACCUAGCUAGUUACUCUGACAAUAAUUGAUGGAAAAAACAUAGCAAUUCAGUGCUCUUCAAAGCUUAACUAUCAUUAUAUUUCAAAACAAUUGUUAUAAUUUUUGAUUUUUUCUUGUUUCCAACGCAAAAUAAUUAAUUUUAUGUUUCCAUAUUAUUCUUUUAUAAUAAAAACUACUGCCAGUUUUGUUUUGGAAAGUAUCGUUAUAAUGAAAAAAACCUUUAAUGCUUUAUUGCCUUGAUGACAAACAUAAAUACAAAAUAUUCAAUUGUCAUUUUUUUUACAAAAAUAUCCCCAAAUUUAAAGUCAUUUGUUAUUAUCACUUCUCGAGCCUUAUAAAUUACACAUUUACAUUACAUUAAUUUGACGAUUGCUGUUUUUAAUAAUAUUAAUGUAAUUUUACUAAAUGCAUGUAGAUAAUAAUUUAUUGUUCUCGUAUGCCUGAGAAUAUUGUUACCUGUCUUAAGUAAGUUAACUGCAGAUUCUAAUGUUAAGAUAUGCUAUAUAAUAUAAAAUAUAUAGUUACUAUAAUAAUAUUAACACCAGUUACUGCUAUUAGUUAUUACACUAAUAAAUAAUAAUGAAAACAUGAUGUAUAAUAUUACGAUAUUAUUUUUAUUAUUGACGAGUAGAGAGAAGUAAUGUAACUUGUAAAAUAGGUAAUGAUAAAACGAAAAAAUAAUUAAUUUAUUAAUUAUGCUGGUGCAAUUUGAUAAUACGCCCAAUUGAAAACAUACUUAUUUUUUUUUUUUAUAAUCAACAACCUUUUAUACUAUGAUGUAGCUAAUGGUUUUUAUUUUCGUAAUUCUGAAAUUCAGAACAAAUUAUGUUCCUAAAUAAUUAUUUAACUUGUACAAAGUUAAGAAAGUGAAUAUUUUCAAAUCAAAUACCUGCAAUUGGUUAUAUUUUUUAUUUUACCAAAUGCCUGGCUAUCGCGCAAUUUUCAAAACGAAUAUAAAGUCUUACUAAAUGUCAACGAAUUACCUAUGAGAUUUACAAUUGACAGCGAUUCAACUAUAAUAAGAAUUUUGAUAUUUAGACUAAUUAAGUAAAAAUAACAAUAAUUGUAAAAUAAUGGUAAUGCACAGUGCACACUAAUCAAAAUCAAUACAAUUAUAAGAUUUAAAUAAUAAUCACUUACAAUAAAUUAUUGCAUUUUUUUUAUGUAUAUAGAAACAAUAGACACUUACUUCUUCUUAUUUUUUAUUGAUACCAUGCAUACAAAGCUGAUCAGUUAAAUGCAAGACAAUCGCAACAAAUGGAUUUCCCCCUAUGUACAAGUUAAUUGUUGGCGAUAAUAUUUUAUUUUUAAAUUUAAUAUUUAAUGUUUUUACAAACUGUGUUUAACUUAAAAUUAAAUAUUUUGAUGACUAAUCCUUAAACUACUAGCGCCGAGCGCUUAUAAAUUAUAUUUAACGGUUUUUAAUAAUACUUAGAUAUAAAACAAAAAUUACCGGUGUCACUUAAUUAUUGUUAAAUAUUUUAAUGAACAACUUUUUGAUAAGUUAUGUAUUAUUUUAGCUUGUGUGAUUACCAGACACCAGUUAAAUCAAAUAUAUUUAAUUAACAUUUUAAAUCAAUCAUUUUGUUAAGUUUUUUUAGAUUAUUGACAUAAUGUAUAAUUGAAGUAAAAUGUCUUGUAUAAUAUAUAAUAUACAAAUUAUUAUCUGCUAUAAAAAUAAAAAUAAUAUUUCAUAUAAAAUGCUUUUUAGUUAAAUAUUAAAUAGUAUACACAAUAUUUAUUAUUUUGUUAAGCAUAUAUUAUUAAAAUAGUUUGAGUAGCCGUGUAUUAUUAUAAUAUAUUAUGUUGCUCUGUUUAAUAAUAUAUUUUAGAAUUUAAAAAUACUAUUAGGAAAAAUGUUUUAAUGGUAUUUUACAGUGUGUUAUUAUAUUGAGGCUCAUCUUUCUAUACAUAUAAACAUUAUCCUAUAUUGCUACACAACUUUUAGGCAAUCAUAAUGAGACUAUUAUUAAUAAGCACAGAUUUCAAUUAGACAGAAAUAACAGUGGAAUGAUAAUAUUGUAUUAAUUCUGCUCACAAGCAAAAAGCUUGAUCAUUUAAUAAUUUUUAAAUGUAUAAAGAUGAACUAAAAUUGGGAAAUGUUAUCGCUAUUAAAUACUAAAGGUUACAAAUAUAUGUGUGUGUGUGUGUGCAUUUUGAAAUAUUUUGAAAUUAUGAUAUUGGAUUACAAUUAAUAACAAAUUAUUGAAUUUUUAUUAAUGUGAUUAUUUUUUAAAAAAACAGCUUUUUAUAAACAAAAUGUUUUGUAUACAUUAUUUUCAUAGAAUUGAUGGAUAAUAGAAAAAUUUAAUGUGUUAUAAAUUAUAAUCGUUGAAUGUUAUUAUUAGAGUUAAUAAAAUUAUAUUGAUAAAAACAAAAA